AGUAUUGUGAAAAAAUACUGUCAAAGCAACUCGAAAUUGGAUUACACAAUUGGGGCUACGAUACUCCUAUCGAAAUGAUGACUGAUACUCGAGUUCUUCAAAGACAAAUUAUUGAAUUUAUAGCAUCUUCGAAACAACAAAAUGGACAAGAAUAUAAGGCUCAUUCACUGAAACUAGCACUUG
This is a messenger RNA of Ambispora gerdemannii, 183 nucleotides long. The record is from the annotation of a GenBank genome assembly. Lineage: Eukaryota; Fungi; Glomeromycota; Glomeromycetes; Archaeosporales; Ambisporaceae.